Raphanus sativus (radish) is the source of this 2414-nucleotide messenger RNA. RefSeq names its product protein NETWORKED 4A-like. The transcript has 4 exons. NCBI's taxonomy places the organism in Eukaryota, Viridiplantae, Streptophyta, Magnoliopsida, Brassicales, Brassicaceae. Gene Ontology annotation, cellular component: vacuolar membrane. Bases 760 to 2304 code for a protein of 514 amino acids. Gene Ontology annotation, molecular function: actin binding. The record is from RefSeq and is a predicted model, not a curated record.
AUCACAAAACAAUUACAUUUAUUUAAACGAUAACAUAAAAAGUAUUUGUCGAAAUUUUAUAUAGGGUAAUCAGUUGUGCAUGUCAGCAGUUGAAAAUUUAGUUUUUAAAAAUAAAUAAUACGUAAUGUUUAAUGCAUUAAAUCUGAAGUGCAAUGAAAAGCUAAAAGGAAGUGGAGCGCCACAAAAGAAAGUUUGAAUUGGCCUUUUGAAGUAAGACACAGAGAUAACGCGAUUACUUCCCGUAAACCCUGAAAAAGUCUUCCCAUUUAAAUACAUUUCGAAAAAAAGACGUGAUUUUAAGACUAGAAAGAAUAGAAAAAGGCAUUCGAAGUAUUCAAGGUCUGCAAAAUUGAUAUUCUGAGUGGAUGAUGAUCCACCUUCGAGUAUGCGUGAAUAGCAACAUAACAAUAAUAAAUACUACUAAAACGUGAGGAAAUAGUCUUGGAUGACCAUUUAUUACUUUAAUGAAUUAAUAGUCGGUUGGAUUAGUGGGAGAGAGGUCAAAUUACAACCCCCUCUAUAAGUAUACUCCUCUUCUAUCACCAUAUGGACACUGUGUAUUAAGUCUCAAAAUUACAUACACUUAAUACAUAAAUCACUUGGCCACGUUACAAGUUAGGACCUGUCCGCAAUAUCUUUGUUAAGUGCAAACAUUCUUUUUGACUUUAAAAAGCUCCUUGCAUUGCACAUCUCCCUCUGCAAGCCUCUGCAUCUUCUUCUUAGUAUCAGCUUUGCUUAGGGUCCAUCUAUUUUGCAGCAAUGGAUUAUGAUCUGUUUCGUUCCAAGAAGAGUAUGAAAAACAACAGGUGGCUCGAGCAUAAUCUCGAUGACAUGGACAGGAGCGUGAAAAAAAUGGUGAAGUUGAUAGAAGAGGACGCAGAUUCGCUAGCCAAGAAGGCAGAGAUGUAUUACCAGAAGAGACCUGAGCUUAUAAGCCUGGUCGAUGAGUUUCACCGUAUGUACCGUUCUCUAGCCGAGCGUUACGAGGACCUCUCCUCCUCUGACCUCACUACUGAGCUUAACAACAAUAGGUUAGGCCGUCCUCCUUCCCGCCGUGCUCCUGGUUUUGACUACUUCCUUGGCAAUAACGGAGGAGGCCUUCCCUCUGAUCUUUAUCACAAAGAUGUAGAUGAUGUCGCUUCCGUUACCGACUCCGAACAGGAAUGGGAUGAUACAUCUUCUCUGGCUAGUUACCCCGGUUACGUGACCGUUGGCUCUGAUUUUCAGUCCAUGACCAAGAGGGUCGCUGAUCUCGAGAUUGAGCUACGUGAAGCCAAAGAGAGACUCAAGAUGCAGCUCGAAGGUAACACCGAAGGCUUGUCGCUGACAAGGGUGAAGAGUGAGAGCAAGAUUGUUGAUUAUCCAGCGAAACUCGCUGCUUGUGAGCAAGAGCUGAGAGAUGCAAACGAGAGGAUACUCAACUCAGAAGACCAAAUCUUCAUGUUGAAGAAUCAGCUCGCUAGGUACUUGCCGUCUGUGUUGGAUGACGACGAGCAGGAGAGUGGUGAAGGAGGAGAAGAAUAUUCCAGACAAGAGAUGGACGUUGAGACUUUGUCUGAAGAGCUGAGAGUUGCAAACCUGAGGCUCCGGGAGGCAGAGAGAGAGAACGGCAUCAUGAGAAGAGAAGUUGAGAAGAGCAAGUCUGAUGACGCUAAGCUCAAGAGCCUCCAGAACCUGCUGGAGUCGGCGCAGAAAGAGACUGCAGCGUGGAAAAGCAAGUCUACCGCAGAUAGAAGAGAGGUGGCGAAGCUGCACGACAGAGUCUCCAUGUUGAAACAUAGUUUAGCAGGUAGAGACCAUGAGCUCAGGGAUCUGAAGACAGCUCUGUCCGACGCAGAGGAGAAGAUAUUCCCGGAGAAGGCGCAGUUCAAAGACGAGAUAUCCAGCCUGUUGGAGGAGAAAACACACCGCGACGAGCAGUUUAGCGAGCUGGAAGCACAAGUGCGUUACCUUGAAGAGGAGAUAAGAAGGGUGAGCAAUGAGAAAAUGGAAGAGGAGGAGAGGCUGAAGGGAGAAAUCGAGGCGCUGACAGUGGAGAAGGAAGAGAAAGAGAGAUGCAUAGAGACUUUAAACCAAAAGAUGAGUGAGCUUGAAUCAUCUCUGACUGUGCUUGAAUAUGAAAUGAAAGCAAAAGAGAGUAAGACGAUUGAGAUGGAGGAGGAGGUGGAGAAGCUGAGGAGUGAGCUAGAGGAAGUAGCAGAAGAGAAGAGGGAAGUGAUAAGACAACUCUGUUUUUCACUGGACUACUCCAAAGACGAGUGCAAGAGACUACACACAAUGCCUAUUCAGGGCAUCGACCACUAAGAUCUUUCUCCAUUUUUCGCUUUUUUUUUUUUGAUUCUGAUGUAUAGCAUCUAAUACUAUUUGUAACUUUGUUUUUGUUGCUCUUUCACAUAUAGAAAGAGCUGUUUUUU